Molecule: messenger RNA, 2999 nt
Organism: Acanthopagrus latus (yellowfin seabream)
Lineage: Eukaryota; Metazoa; Chordata; Actinopteri; Spariformes; Sparidae
Gene: muc15
Product: mucin 15, cell surface associated
Exons: 4
Coding region: 88-1275 (395 amino acids)
Source: RefSeq, a predicted model, not a curated record
GUUGGCAGCUGAGUGAAGAGAUUUUGUUGCCUGUGCACCUGUUCUCAUCUGAUAUAGCCUAAGAAUAAGAGUGAAACCGAAGGGAAAAUGAAACUGAAUCUAAGGAUCGCAGCGGGCCUCCUUCUGCUCGUCCAAACCUUCCACACGGCAUCGCUCCAAAAUUCAACCGACUCUCCGGGACGGACAAUUCUGAGAGAAUGGCUCCGUGAUCUACCCAAAAAUAAAGCUGAAAGUCACGACACGGCGGUCCCUGGAGUGGACACGGAGUAUGAUCAGGGCGCUGAUGUAACUGCUGCGGAGGCGGGUAAUGAUUACAGCAGUGGGAUAACAUCUGGCUCCAUGGCAGAAUUUAAAGAAGAAGGAGACAAUGUGCCCAGCCAGGAUGAUGAUGCUAAUGAUGGAGCUGAUGAUCUGACUGCUGUCAACACCACCGUGCCUCCCACGAACCCAAAUGUUACAACCCAGGACCCCGAACUCCCAGACGCCACUGUUUCUCCAUCCAAUGCAACUACAGAUCUUACAAACUCGAGCUCGAUCAACGCGACAGAAGCCGAGGAGGAGUUUAAUACCACCACCAUCGCCACCACCACCACCAAGACUCUUCGACACUCCACCGGCUCUCCACAUCACUCCCACCACACACAUAUUCGGAAGACGACCUCAGCUCCGGGGGGCAACGCUACGCGGGGAUCCACGACGAGAGACGAAGAGACAUGGACGGCCAAUGCAACGGAUUCAACAAACACGACGGCUGUGACAACCACAGUGGCGCCAGAGAUGAACGGCACGUCAGCCUCGUCCUCGACUACGACAGCCUUGUCAUCGUCGACCCCGGCGACGCCAGAGAUGCACAGCACGUCAACCGCGUCUUCGCCCACGACAGUCUUCUCAUCGGAGACCACAGAUACGAGCACCACGACUCAGACCGUUGCCGAGAGGGCCAACAGGACAGACGAUGGUUCGGCCUCAGGGGGAAAUCCAGAGAGAGGCCUGGAAUCGGAUCCCCACAGGAGUAAAAGGAACGGAGCGUGGGGGGCGGUGCUGGGGACGGCGGUGGCGGUGGCCUUCGUGGGACUGGUGGCCUACGUCAUCCUGAAGCGGAAACACCAGAAGGGAUUCACUCACAGGAAACUGGUCGAGGAGUACCCUUCAGAUCCAGUUCUCAGGUUGGACAACGGUGAACCUUUGGACUUGAACCUGGGUGGGUCGGCCUAUUACAACCCAACUCUCCAGGGGGACAGCAUCCAGAUGAGCAACCUUCCCGGACGCCGCUAAAAACCGGAAAGACUCUCCAGACCGAAGUCGUGUGCUCCCAUGAGAGAACGUCUGCCAGCCGUGCUCAUUGGCAUUUGAUAGGAGUGUGGAGUUUUGUACAUAAAUUACAAUGGAUAUUACAACUGAGUUUGUAAAGGUCUGUUGUCAGAUGCUUAAGUUAGAUUAUGAAUUGUUUUGAGUAGAUUUAAUGCAUUGAAACAGAGGGAUCGCUGAAGGCAAUCUAUGUGAACUACACUGAAACAGCCAAAAUUAACUGUCAGCCAUUUAUGUAUGUUGCCAAAGAGGAUCCAAUGAAGUCUUUUCCCCAAUGAAGAAUAUGCUUUGCAGGCAAUGACGGACGUAAAAAAAAAAAAAGAGAAAAAGAUUUUGCUAUAAGCUUUGUUUUAAUUCUGAUUAUUUUUGCGUGGAUAGGCGCCGCAAAAUGGUGUUAAAGACAAUCAAAGACAAUUUGCAUAUGAUCAUAUCAGCUAAAGGGAAGAAACGCAGCUCCUGCUGAUGCAGAACAUUUGUUGCUCUGCAGCCUAAAUAACAAACGACACAGCUGGCCCGCUGGGGCCUUUGAAACAAAAUCCAGAAGCCAUGGCGAACAAUAACAUUAUCCAUAUCAGCUAUCACCUGCUGUUACAGCAUGUGGAAGGCAAUACGAAGUUAAAUUCGAACUGUGCCUUCUGAUAUUCCACAACUGGCAGUCGCAGCCGCAGCCAGAGAAUUGAACCGUCAAACCAAAGACUUUGCGUUUGUUUUUCUACACCAGCGAGGGAGGCACAGGGUGGCUGGGUGCUGUUUUGUUAUUCAUAGACUGAGGUUUUGGUAUUCAGGAAGGGAGUUGUGUAUUUGGUCCUAGCACUACUCAGUAGCAACAACUAUAUCAUCAUAAUGUACUGCUUAAAUCUUCUGACCUCCAGGUGUCCAAACAGAGGUUCCAGCUCCACGCGGCGACUCGCCGCGUGCACCUCGGAGAGUUACAUAGCGUUUACCCGCUGCAUGCUGAGAGCGAAAUUAGAGUAUGUACCUGAUGCAGCAUAUUUGAAAACUUUUAUUAUUAUUUUUUUUGGUUUGUUAUUCUUCUGCUUUGAGUUUGCUUUAACUUUGAGUGACAACCUUCAGCAAGAAAAAGUGUCUCCUUUUUUUUUUUUUUUUCUUUUCGACUGAGAAUGUAUUUGCGGGCAGGGAGGGAAUAGGUAUAGGGAUUAACUCCACUCCCUUGUCUUUGAUGCCUUUGUAUGAAAGAAAAUCUAACAAGAAUUCAUAAUUGAGCUUUCUUAUUUUUGUAUAAUACAUAUAUGUAUACAUAUAAACACUUCUAUAUCUGUAAACGUGAAGAAAAUCCAUCCAGAAAAUCCAUCUCCCUGCUCCCUCGGUCCUUUCACUCAUCAUUACUCGAGUGGAGCGCACGCUAGAUCAAUAUGCGUCCUUAUUAUGAUUGAUAUGUGCCUCGGCCCGGCCCCGUACGGCCAACAAUAACCCGGAGACGUGUGAUUUCUUUCGGUACGUGACAGGCAGGGCGGGUCUGCCUUCCUUCCUCGCUCUAAUUUCAGGCAUCAGUCAGCGCGGGAGGGAUUCUGUCUGGCUGAGAGAGAAAGAGGAGUUUUGUGUUGCAGUGUUAAAGAACCGCUGCUGCAGAUGGAUAAUGAGAGACUUCCGCAUUGGUUACCACUGCUUGAGAAAUGUAAUGGAACUUGACGAUGCCUCAAUAAACAACCCGAUCUCCCCCAGUCCCCCCC